AUGUCUUCUACAGCUCUCGUUUGGCUUAUUACCGGAUGCUCGUCGGGCAUAGGUCGUGAGCUCGCUAUUGCAGUACUCGAGCGGGGAGAUCAUGUUAUAGCUACUACACGACUGCGAUCCUUUGAAUCCAUCAAAGACUUGAAGGACCUGGGUGCUCACGUCAUGGUUCUUGAUGUCACCGAAAGCAUAGAUAAGCUUAAAGCUGUCGCUGCAGAAGCUAUCGUCGUCUAUGGGAAGGUUGAUGUGGUUGUAAAUAACGCUGGAUUUAUCAUGCCAGGAAGCUUUGAAGAAACUACCCACGAGGAAACUCUUACUCAAUUCAAUACAAAUGUUUUCGGGGCUCUUAACGUGGCUCGUGCUUUUCUUCCAUACAUGCGCAAGCAAAGGACUGGCACAAUUUCCUUCAUCGGAUCCUGCUAUGGGUGGAGACCCGUGCCCUUCUGUGGGCUCUACGUCGCAAGCAAAUUUGCCAUUCGAGGAAUAUCCGACACACUACAUGAGGAAAUUGCGCCUUUCGGACUUCGCAGUAUUUGUUUUGACUUUGGCGCCUUCCGCACUCCCAUAAUAGAGAAGCUCCCGAAAUGGGUUCCCAUUCUUGAUGCAUAUAAAGAUGCCGGUGAAAGUGCCAAUGCGACUCUGCUCGCAUACAAAGGGACUCAAAAAGGGGAUACAGUCCGUGGUGCUUAUACUAUAAUUGACAUUAUUAGGGGAGAGGGAAUGGCAACCGGGAGACAAGUCCAUCCCGGCUUUGCACUUGGAAGUGAUAGCUAUGAGACUGUGAAGAAGCAUUGCGAAAAUACGCUAGCUAGGCUUGAAGAGUGGAAGCCCGUUUCUCUGGCUACAGACUACCCAGAUAAUUAG
Messenger RNA from Psilocybe cubensis, 861 nucleotides. RefSeq lists its product as uncharacterized. Bases 1 to 861 code for a protein of 286 amino acids. The record is from RefSeq and is a predicted model, not a curated record. The transcript has 8 exons. Gene Ontology annotation, molecular function: oxidoreductase activity. Lineage: Eukaryota; Fungi; Basidiomycota; Agaricomycetes; Agaricales; Agrocybaceae.